GGGAUAAUCGAUCACUUCAGGGCUAGCGUACCCCAGCCCGGAUCGGGGGGCGGCAUCAACAAGUCCAGAAGUUAGCUAAGAAUAGCGACUGGGGAAAGUGUCGAGGGCAUAUGCUCCGAGCCAGAUGCAGCUGAGUAUGGUGCAAGUGUGUAUAUAACUUCCUCGAUCGUCCCCUCCCAACACCGGGACCAGCUCACCACCCCGUUCACCACUCGCCAACCUAGAGCUUACUCGAGCACCGAGUCGCCACAAUGGUUACCUUUUCUUCUCUCUUCCUCGCGGCCACAGCGGCUGUCGUGGCAGUCGCCGCCCCCGGCGAGCUGCCCGGCCUGCACAAGCGCCAGACGUUAACCAGCAGCAAGACUGGUACCCACGACGGUUACUACUACUCUUUCUGGACCGAUGGUGCCGGCAGCGUUCAGUACACCAACGAGGCUGGCGGUCAGUACAGCGCGAGGUGGUCUGGCAACGGCAACUGGGUCGGCGGCAAGGGCUGGAACCCGGGUACUGCUCGGACCAUCAACUACACGGGCAUAUACAACCCUAACGGCAACUCGUACCUUGCCGUCUACGGGUGGACCCGCAACCCGCUCAUCGAGUACUACGUCGUCGAGAACUUCGGCACCUACGACCCCUCGACCGGGGCCCAGCGCCUGGGCAGCGUCACCACCGACGGCUCGACCUACAACGUCUACAAGACGCAACGCGUCAACAAGCCGUCGAUCGAGGGCACCAGCACCUUCGACCAGUUCUGGUCGGUCCGCACCAACAAGCGCAGCAGCGGCAGCGUCAACAUGCAAGCCCACUUCAACGCCUGGGCCCAGUCCGGGCUCCGCCUCGGCUCCCACGACUACCAGAUCGUCGCCACCGAGGGUUACUUCUCUAGCGGCUCGGCUACCAUCAACGUCGGCGGUUCGUCCAGCGGUGGCGGCGGCGGCGACAACGGCGGCGGUGACAACGGUGGUGGUGACAAUGGCGGUGGUGACAACGGCGGCGGCGGCGGCGGCGGCGGCGGCGGCAGCUGCGCUGCCAAAUGGGGACAGUGUGGUGGCCAGGGCUGGCAAGGCCCGAGCUGCUGCCAGAGCGGCUCGACCUGCCAGGCCUCCAACCAGUGGUACUCUCAGUGCCUGUAAACUGUGGGAGCGUAGAGGCUCGUUGAAGAGGACAAGGUCCCAGAUUCCGGCACGGUUGAUGAGGAUCGGGUUCAGGGGUUCAGGGGCUUGGGGGUAUUA
Chaetomium fimeti is the source of this 1232-nucleotide messenger RNA. Its product is annotated as glycosyl hydrolases family 11-domain-containing protein. NCBI's taxonomy places the organism in Eukaryota, Fungi, Ascomycota, Sordariomycetes, Sordariales, Chaetomiaceae. Gene Ontology annotation, cellular component: extracellular region. The coding region runs from base 252 to 1133 and encodes 293 amino acids. The transcript has 3 exons. Gene Ontology annotation, molecular function: hydrolase activity, hydrolyzing O-glycosyl compounds; cellulose binding. Gene Ontology annotation, biological process: xylan catabolic process. The record is from RefSeq and is a predicted model, not a curated record.